UUUCUCUCAGUUUGGUGAUAGCUGGCGGAGUUCAGAGGCGAACAGCGACCACAUGACAGCUCAGGAGGAGCCGCGCCGUCCGCUGCGUAACUCCAGCCGGACGUGAGUUCAGCCCGCGGGCUGGAGCUGGACGCGUUGAGCCGGCGUGGUGCGUUUGCGGACAGUUACGACGAUGCCCAUUUAAACUGGGGAGGGAGAAAGUCACGUUCCUCCAAGGGAGGUGGGGUGGGGUGGGGGGGGGGGGGGGGGGGGUAAGUUAACAGCUUUCACGGCUGAAUGUGGAGGUUGUGAGGGUCGAAUACGGAUGGGUUUUUGUUUUCUUCUGCGGGUAGAAAGACACUUUCUGGAGUUAUUGAUAAGUGAGACGUUCACGCGCGCGGACGUUUCCUCCGGCUACCAGUUCACUGACGUUAACCGGGGACUGAAGCGCGAAACUAUUUGACAUUUUGUAUUUCAGGAAAACCGAACUGGGCAACCUGCUGCUGGUUAAUGCCAAUUUGACCGACGCCAUAAGUAACAACUAAAGAAGAGAAAAGAGACGACUUUAAGACCAGAAGAACCACACGUGAAGUGAACCUGUCACGGUAACGUCAGCUAUUGAGAAGAAACCCGAGUCGUUGUUUGAGAGAGAGAGAGAGCCCCCGAGACAUGAUGUCCACUGGAGCUGAUAGCUGACACUGUAGAAUGAGAGAGGAUGGAGCAGCCAGACAACCCUGCCCCCGCGAGCAACAACCCUAAUGGGUUUGUCAACCGAGUGUUUAAUGUUUCUCUGGACGUGGAGAAUGAGACCAGCAGUGUUUAUAUUCAAGAGACCGGUCCAGGGCCUGCAGAGGGGCAGGGAGAGACCCCGGCUGCCUCUUCUCAGACCCAUGUCAUGGAGAGACAGGAGGUCAACCGGAGGCCCCGUGCCACGGGGGGCAUCUGGAGGAUCUUGAACCGAAAGAGAGCCGGUUCAGAGCUGGAGCGCAGACCCCACUCCAUGAUCCUGCCCGGGGAGGCGUCCGUCCCUAAACUGUCGUUUGCUGACAAAGUUCGCUCCUUCAAGAAGCUUAAAUCCCCCUCUGUGUUUCGAGGGAAGACGGAGAAGUUGUCCACGGCCAAGUUCGGCAGCUCCUUGAUGGAUGAGGAAUCUUUCUGCAGGGACAUAGGCACUCCUCAGCAGUCGGGCAGGAGCACACUUAGACACCGUGGCAAGAGGCACUCCUAUGCGGGCCACACAGCGGAAUUCGACUGCUCGUUCGAAGACAUCGACCUCACAGCUCCUAUAGACGGCCACCAGCCUGCUGCAAUGGGAGAAGCCAUGAACCAGAAUGGUUGUAAACUGUCAGAAAGAGUUUGCUAUACUAAAAGAAGCCACGGAAAUUCAAACAACUGCAACAAAACAGCUGCCUGCUGCAGCGAGCCGAGCGUUAAAGGUAGCCCGAGCACACACCACGGUCGAGGAAGGAGGCACAAAGAUGUGUGGAGUUACCUGAGGAGGAUUUCCAUUUUGGGGAAGGCCAAUCCCGUCUACUCAGAGAGGAGCUUUGACUAUGAGCUUUCCUCUUUGGACAAGACCAUGGACUCAGACUAUGGUUCUGUUGACUUUGAGAGUGUCAGAGACUUCCAGCCACCGCCCCCAAAACACUCUGACCCCAAGGGGCACUUUGGUGGUCUGUUCAAGUUUUUCAACAGUGUGGCAGAUACGGCCAGAAAAUGGCGGACAACGACGCACUCCUUCUCUCCUCCAGAGGGAGAAAGGACACCGAUGGGCUCCCCACGGCCUCCACAACCAUCGGUGGACAGCAUUCACAGUGUGUCCCUGACACUCCACAGUGAAGGACUUCCGAAAUCCCAGCCGACGCCGUCAUCACCAGUGACCACUAAAUCCUCACACUCAGGCAGCCUCGACAACGAGGCCCCAGAACCUGUGCCAGUUGGACGCUCCCCCAAGGUGGUCCUGAAAGCCUUUAGGGCAUGCCCAGGAGCUCGAGCUGCCAAUGGCCUUCAGAGUUCUGAGGGCACAGACAAACACGUAGACAGAGACACAAACCACAGGUCCACAGCCAUAGUAGAGAAUCACAUCCCCCUGUCAGGUCCAACUGCAGAGACUACAAAAGAAGCAGAGGUUGAAAGUGAUCCAUUAAGCCGUCUCUGUGAAGAGGAAAAGGUAGAGGGGCAGACAGGAAAUGAGCAGGAUUCCAGGGAUGCUCCACCGUUCACCCAUCAGAUACAGGAAGUGAGUGUCCAAUCACAACAAGGUGAUAAAGAGAGCACGGCCAAUAUUGAACCCGCAUCCGAUUCCACAGAGGAAAUAUUCAAGCUGUGUGAGCAGAUUGCCAGCCAGACAGGCUGUGGUGUAAGACAGCCGUGCCCAGCCGGGCCCGACUCGAACACAGAGAAGACCUCUGUGCCUCACAAGCCCCCGCGCCCUCGUCCUCGCCCGGCCUCAGCUGCACUGGACCUGUGGAGGCCCAGCCCGGACCGAGAUCUCUGCAGCCACUACAGCGAGGUCGGCUCGCUGUGCCGCUGGAGACGCAGGCCUGCUCCCACCAUGCAACAGUCUCCGGGGCAGAGACGGCUGGCUGCUCGCUCCCGGCCCUGCUCUGUCAUAGAGACCAGUGUUACUAGGGAGAUGCAGUCCACGGAGCUGCACCACAGAGCCUUGUCUCGCCCCCCGGGUGUGUCACCGUUAGAGCCCCCGCUAAGGGCUUCUCUCCUGCGGAGCCGCUCCCUGCCGCUGCCCCCCAGCAUUCUCACCGCCAUGGCGCUGCUCCUUCCUCAGUCAGACGUGGGUCAGUCGUCAUCGACGGUGCGCCUGCGGUCUGGAGGCUCUGGUAGCUGCAGGAGGAGGAGGCUGUUGAGACCAGGAUCAGAACCACUGCAGGUCAACGUUUUGAUAAGUGGAGGUUCAAUCGUCAACGCUGAGGCGGUAUGGGACCAUGUGACCAUGGCGGACCGGGAGUUGGCGUUUAAGGCCGGUGACGUCAUCAAGGUGCUGGACGCCUCCAACAAGGACUGGUGGUGGGGCCAGAUUGAUGAGGAGGAAGGAUGGUUCCCCGCCAGCUUUGUACGGGUGGAACCCCACCCUCCUCAGCCCCAAACAAAACAGGUUUUCUAUAUCAACCCCAUAGCAACUCCACGGUUCCAAAACACCACGUCAAAGCUGUGGGUAAACCAGGAGGACUUGGGAGGGGAGCCCUCCGAGGGGACCAGCGAUGUGCAGAACGGGCACUUGGACCCGACCAAUGACUGCCUGUGUCUGGGCUCGCCCCUCCAGAACCGAGACCAGAUGAGAGCCAACGUCAUCAACGAGAUCAUGAGCACGGAGAGACACUACAUCAAACACCUCAAGGACAUCUGUGAGGGCUACCUGCGCCAGUGCAGGAAGCGCGUGGACAUGUUUAAUGAUGACCAGCUGAAGGUCAUCUUCGGGAACAUCGAGGACAUCUUCCGCUUCCAGAUGGGCUUUGUGAGAGACUUGGAGAAGCAGUACAACACCGAUGACCCCCACCUCUCUGAAAUCGGACCAUGCUUUUUAGAACACCAAGAUGGUUUUUGGAUCUACUCAGAAUACUGUAACAACCACUUGGAUGCCUGUAUGGAGCUGAGCAAACUGAUGAGGGAUGGCAGGUACCAGCACUUCUUCGAGGCCUGUCGCCUCCUCCAGCAAAUGAUUGACAUUGCCAUAGACGGCUUCUUGCUCACCCCUGUCCAGAAAAUCUGCAAAUAUCCACUCCAAUUGGCUGAGCUUCUCAAAUACACUGCGCAGGAGCACAGUGAUUAUCGAUACGUGGCAGCAGCGCUGGCAGUAAUGCGGAACGUCACUCAGCAGAUAAACGAGAGGAAGAGGAGGCUGGAGAACAUCGACAAGAUCGCCCAGUGGCAAGCCUCUGUUCUGGACUGGGAGGGGGAUGAUAUCUUGGACAGGAGCUCGGAGCUCAUCUACACUGGGGAGUUGUCAUGGAUCUAUCAGCCCUAUGGACGCAGCCAGCAGCGAGUCUUCUUCCUCUUUGAUCACCAACUGGUUCUCUGUAAGAAGGAUCUGAUACGCCGGGACAUCCUCUACUAUAAAGGCCGCAUCGAUAUGGACCGCUACGACGUGCGGGACGCCGUUGACGGGCGCGACGACGACUUCAACGUCAGCGUGAAGAACGCCUUCAAAUUGUGCAACAAAGACAGCGAGGAGCUCCACAUCUUCCUGGCCAAGAAGCCAGAGGAGAAGAUCCGCUGGCUCAGGGCCUUCCACGAGGAGAGGAAGAUGGUGCAGGAGGACGAGAAAAUCGGUUUUGAGAUCUCUGAGUACCAGAAGCGGCAGGCGGCCAUGACGGUGAGAAAGGUGACCAAACAGAAAGGUGAGGCAACAAGAAGAUAUCAGGUGUAAACAGGUGCACGCCCCCCUCAUACCCGCCCCCCCAGGACCCCCUCAGUGCGGGGCAGUAUGAGGUAUCGGAGGACAUGGCACAAGGAGAGGUUUUUGAAUUCAGUCAAUCCAAAAGAGGCCAGGCUCCUUUCUGGCAUAAUUUUAGUAGAUUAGCUCCAUUUAAGAAAUAGAGAUACACAGACUCUUCUGAAGGACCAGCUAUUUUUCUUAGAAGCACUAAACACUGGAGGAUCAUGUCCCGUGACGAAGAAAAUACGAAACACACACACACACAGAAGAGACUUUUGAAAUCAUGGACCAUUGUUAAUAUAGCGUGUGACUGGCAGCAGCAAGAGGACUGAAGACUUGGAUUUCAAACAUUUGAGAAAAAUAACAAAAACUUUAUAAUUCAUAUAUGUCAGUAACGUUCUUAGUUAUCAUGCUUUUCCAGCUGAGUCGCCUGUCAUGAACUCUUUCCCUCGGAUUCUGCAUCUUCACGCCAUCUGAAUGUCCCAGAGUUAUUUAGAUUGUCAUAUUAAUCCAUUUUGAGUCCCAUCGUCUGGAGGGAAACACACAGGGCCGAGGCGGGGCCGUUCCCAGCGGUGUGAUUGUGUCGAUCUUGCCGUGCUGCUAUGUGAGAUUGCUUGUUGCGUACUUUCUGAAUGUGAGAUGGAAUAACGACGGGCCCCCCGUGGCCUCUGAAGGACCUGUAAAGAGUUAGACCCAUUCUCCCACUGAUCACAGACCAGCCAGGCCAUCUCCGCUCAACCGACGUCUGCGUCUGGAUCCCCUCCUCACUCUCAACGCUCCAUGUGUUCCUCUUCUCUAGCUGCUCACAUACAGUUACCCCCCCCACCUCACCAGGUCUGACGUUUCACAGUGUCUCCCUCACUCUCCCCAUCCAUCUCCUGUCCUCUCUAUCUCUCUACCCACCUGCUCAGCCUGCGUGAGCCAGUGGCUCUCGGAGGACGAGCUCCACUCUUUUGGAAACCUGCCAUCGGCCAUGAUAUGAUGGGUCAGGGAACAGAUCAAUAGUUGGAACAUCAAUAGAAUAUUUACAUCCUUUCACUCACCACUGUUGACAGGGUAUUCAUAACCGCUCAUGCCGACGAUUCGACGAGAGAGCUUUUGGCGCUCAGAUGAAACGUCUGGGAGCAGGAGAUAGGCAGUGCUGCGGUCCAAUUGCCUCGUGUCAGAGCCCCUCCCCUCUCUCCCCAGAGACCACCCCUGUAGCACUGUGCUGGCAGCUCACUGGGCGUUUGGAGAGAAAACAGACGCCCUCCGUAAAUCCACCGAGCGCUAAAAGAGAAGUUGAAGCAUUGGCCAAGGUCUAAACUAAUAUCUCUUUUUCACGUCAGCUGUCAAAACAAAGACUCCUUCGGUUGGCUUAAUUAUGUUUGCGUGGCUCACUCUGUAGAAAGCACAGCACAUGUUCGGUCCGAGGAGCACUCUUUCCCCUCGUUUAAGUCAGAGCGGCGCCAACGCGCCGCACUGUGAGAAUUUGGAACAAACCCUUAACCAGCACAAGGGGAAAUGGUCAAAAGACUAAAUUAUACAUAAAUAUAUGUUUAAAUGAACAGGACGACAAAUAGCGGUUAGUUGUGAGUCAGCUAUGAAAGAACGUACACUGCAGUAAGUGUGAGCCGCCACCAUGGGGAGGCAGAAAGGUGACUUUAAUCUGUAGCAUGCAGGUGUCCUCUGACAGAUUCAUGCAUCUCUGAAGGCUGCAGCUUCAAAUCUUGGCACUCCAGAUCUGAUCCAUGUUCUGGCAGUUAGCUCGGCCCUGUUAAGUGAUUUACACGGGACGGCGGCCGGAUCAGAUUGUUGUGUAUAAUGUCUCAUGUCUCCGAAGCUGCCGUGUGCGAGAACACAGAUGGUAGGAACCAGAGGAUCUAAACACAAUUGAAAUGAAGGUAUAUUGUUUUCUACAGUUGGAAUGUAAGUGGCACACAAGUCCGUGGUUUGUGAUCCUAUUUUGACCUCAGAUACAGAAGUAUACGUUUUGUGUUGAAUUAUAUCACCUGAUGGGACAGUACAUAUACAGUAUGACAACUUGUGCAAUGUGAUAUAGCAUCGUAUAUCUUCACUAUUCACUACAACGUGAUAUGAAAGAGUUAUACAUCGUUCUAUGUCAUUUGUUUGCCUGCUUAUAGGCCUUAUAACCUAUUGGAGAGGAGAGAAAAGGAGAGAGAGACCGUAGAAUGGCUUUGUACGUUGUGUAAGUUGUGUUUUUGUUUCAGUAAAGAAGGUUGAGAAAUGCGUGAGUUGGCUGCUGGUGUCUGUAGAGAUGGCUCCCAGUGAGAUUGUUUUGGAAGAUAAUUCCCUGGUCUGGCACAGCAAAAAGAUAUGGUUCCCAGGCCAUGAUAACCACAGGUCCCGUGCUACGCCCCCCCCCCCCCCCCCCCCCCCCCCCCUCCCCCUCCCCAUUCCCCUACUCCACGCCACCGACAUACAGACACAAGCAUGCAGGCAAACACACACACACACACACACACACACAAUCAUGCGCACUUGCUGGCCCGUUCUGCUGCGGAGAAGAGAGAUGCUAUCUAACAGUGCCUUCCAGCAUUCCACGAGUGAUUAUCUAUUCAGUUUCACAGGCAGAUUUGAAUUAGUCAUGUAUUUUCCCUUCAGAGUGGGACUUGCAUCUCUCUCUCUCUCUCUCUCUCUCUCCCUCUCUCUCUCUCUCUCUCUCUCUCUCUCCCUCCCUCCCUCUCUCUCUCUCUCUCUCUCUCUCUCUCUCUCUCUCUCUCUCUCUCUCUCAUACACAAUGGGAAUUCCUCGUUCCCCAGUGCAUGAGAUCCACUCGGACAGAAACUUAGAGGUCAGGCCUUUUCCAUAUGAUACUGUGCCGUCUGACUGAAACACACCUUAUUAUAUUAUACCACACGUACAUAGCGGUAACUUUAUUGCACAAAAAGAGGUUAAUUCUAAUUUCAGAUGUUUAGAAACUGCAUAGAGUUCCUUAUUAAUUGUUAUAUUUAACAUGCUGACAGAUGCUUUCCUUUGAAUAUAUAGUAGGAAGCAGAUUUUCAUUAGUCCAGUUAGGUUUCACUAGGUUUUCACUUUUCAAAGUAUAUUAUUAGCGUUCAUUAGUUAUGAAUCAAAAGAAGAAUCAUCUAUUUUACCUUUAUCAGCUACACACUGUAAAUAAUGUAAAAAGAACAGAUCAUAUAUUUGGAUAUUGGUAUUUUGCGUUGGAGACGAAUGUUGUUCCAGUUCUAGCGUGCGUUAGACCUCAGUACCAGGUAAAUGCAUGCUCGUGGCAUCCAAUAUUUUGCAUGAGACUUUAGACAACUCUUGACAGAUUGUUUAGUUUCAUUUAACUUCCAAUGGGAUUUUUAUUUCCACACCGCGGAACCAUUUCAUUGGUGGACCCAUGCCAUCUCACUAAGGGGAGCUCUUUUCUCCGUCCACCACGUCUCCUGCUCACGACACAUCACAACAACAGUUGUAGCGUCUGUUUUUAUUUAUUCCGUAGAGGGGAUGCAUCUUUCCUCGUGCUGAAUCGAAAGACUGAACUGUGGAGAGGCACUGACGCUCUCUUUGCCCAGAUACAUUGGGCACUACCAACUGAAAACUUAUCCUGAAGUCUUUAUUUGCUCUUUUCUUUGACUCCAACCUGCACUGUCAUGGUCCAAACAGCCGGUUAUUGUUUUGGGAGAUCCAUUAACCGCUGAGGAAAAACGGGUAUCAUUUUUCUAUGACAACAGUGAACCAAAUAGGAGUCAGCACUGAUCAUGGGUGUUUGUGUAUAGAUUUGUAGUCAAGCAGAAGAGCUGAAUAAAUGCGAAACCUCUCGGGAUGAGCUAAAAAUAAUCAUAAUCCUGAAGACGCACACACACACACACACACACACACAGUCCUUCAUUGCAAUUCAUAUCAUGCUCUUGUUUCUACUUAAGAAAUGAUUCUUUAAAGUGUGCAAUGACUUGACAGUACACAUUAAUUCCUCACUUGUAUUUAUUGAAUGAAGUAUUAAACAGAACCAUUUUGGCCACAUUGUUCAAAAGGAUGUGCACAUUAUUUUUUAUUUCUUAUGAUAUAAUUAUCAUUCUGACCCUGUGCUGAGAACUGAGAGGACAGCGUUCUGUGUGGAAGAUUUCUUUUCUUUUCUUUCUAUUUCCUUUUAUGAAACCAAGACAGCCAACUUAGCAGACUGUCGGUCAGAUGCAUCAGAGGUUGCUCAGAUUUAUGUUUUCCUUUUUAGUCCAGGGUGUGCGUGACGCUCACAUUUAGGAACUCCUCGCAGUGUUGUGUCAGAAUAGUCCGGGUACAAACGAGUCUUCAAUGAGCCAUAUGCUGGUGUGCUGUUCAAUGACAACAAGGUAAUCGGAAGACUGGCAUUCAUUGUAUAUUACCAUCUAGUUAAGGUCUGGAUCUUUUGCCUAACACAGAAAAAUGUACUCACAGUAUCCAUAUCCUUUGUCACCAUAUGCAAACAUUUGUCAUUUUCUUUCUUGCUGGCCUUUUGAGUUUGAUUAUUUGUUGUAGAAAUGAAAAACCUGAAAAAUAAUGCCUAUUCAAUCCAGAAACUGUGAAUGGGAGCGUGGAGAUGUCAACUGUAUGUACAUUCUAUGUUUUGAUGUAAUCAGAAGCACUGGGAAUAUGUUGUACUUCGCUGUAAAAAUAAAUCCAUAUCUGAUAUAGCUGUACUUUUGUUGAAAAUAAAACCUCUACAG
This is a messenger RNA of Cyclopterus lumpus (lumpfish), 9024 nucleotides long. Its product is annotated as rho guanine nucleotide exchange factor 9. Gene Ontology annotation, molecular function: protein binding; guanyl-nucleotide exchange factor activity. The coding region runs from base 695 to 4363 and encodes 1222 amino acids. The record is from RefSeq and is a predicted model, not a curated record. Lineage: Eukaryota; Metazoa; Chordata; Actinopteri; Perciformes; Cyclopteridae. The transcript has 15 exons.